ACUUAGCCAGUGAUGUCCGGAAAUGGAAUCGAAUCCCGACCACCCCGUUCUUAGAGUCCGCUUCCUGGAAAUGAAACUCAAGUUCCUUCUCCUGGUUUUCAUAUUCUCCAUCAUGAUCUCUCAUGCAGCUGCAUUCGACCCACUGGAUCCAAACGGGAAUAUAACGAUCAGAUGGGAUAUCAUGUCCUGGACUUCUGACGGUUAUGUGGCUACCAUCACGAUGAACAACUUUCAAAUGUACCGGCAAAUACCGAAUCCCGGCUGGACUUUGGGGUGGAACUGGGCGAAGAAGGAAGUGAUAUGGAACAUGGUGGGAGCUCAGACUACAGAACAAGGGGACUGUUCGAAGUUCAAAGCCAACGUGCCUCACUGCUGUAAGAGAAACCCGAAAGUCGUGGACCUGCUCCCCGGAGUUCCAUACAACCUGCAGUACACAAACUGCUGCAAGGGCGGAGUCUUGGCCGCGUGGGCUCAGGAUCCCACCACCUCCAUCUCAGCCUUCCAGGUGAUCGUCGGGCAAGCAGGCACCUCCAACAAGACCGUGAAGCUGCCAAAAAACUUUACCUUGAUGGGCCCCGGGCCAGGAUACACUUGUGGGCCCCCAAGGAUCGUGCCCUCCUCAGCCUUCCUCUCGCCCGAUCGCAGGCGCAGGACCCAAGCUCUCAUGACGUGGAACGUUACAUGCACUUACUCUCAGUUCAUGGCCUCGAAGAACCCGAGCUGCUGCGUAUCAUUAUCCUCCUUCUACAGCGAUAUCAUCACUCCGUGCCCAACUUGUGCUUGUGGGUGCCAAACCCAAAAGGACUGCAUCAUGAGCGACUCGAAGCUACUGCAGGAGGAGGGAAUAAACACACCGAGGAAGGACAACCUCCCAUUGCUUCAGUGCACCCACCACAUGUGUCCCGUUCGGGUCCACUGGCACGUGAAGGUCAACUACAAGGAAUACUGGCGAGUGAAGAUCUCCAUAACUAAUUUCAACUAUCGACUAAACUACAGCCAGUGGAUACUCGUAGCCCAGCAUCCUAACCUCAACAAUGUGACAACUGUAUUCAGCUUCAACUACAAGCCCCUCGUUCCGUACGACUCUAUAAAUGACACAGGGAUGUUCUAUGGGACGAAGUACUACAACGACCUGUUGAUGGAGGCAGGCCCAUUCGGGAACGUUCAGUCGGAGCUGCUACUUCAGAAGACAAAGGAGACAUUCACGCUGAAGCAAGGAUGGGCAUUCCCUCGAAAAGUUUACUUCAAUGGAGAUGAGUGCAUGCUUCCUCCGCCUGACUCUUACCCUUUUCUACCAAACUCGGCUCAACUCAUUUUGGUGAAGUUCUCAACACUUGUAGCAAUUUUGCUUCCCGUAAUGCUGUCGAUUCAAUGAUAU
Messenger RNA from Punica granatum (pomegranate), 1378 nucleotides. The record is from RefSeq and is a predicted model, not a curated record. Lineage: Eukaryota; Viridiplantae; Streptophyta; Magnoliopsida; Myrtales; Lythraceae.